Molecule: messenger RNA, 4350 nt
Organism: Seminavis robusta
Lineage: Eukaryota; Bacillariophyta; Bacillariophyceae; Naviculales; Naviculaceae
Source: the annotation of a GenBank genome assembly
AUGCCGAAAGAGGAUCGGUCCGAUUGGGUGGCAGUUGCCCCUGAAUUUCAAGCAGCUGGACCCCAAGAUGGUGUGUUCAAGAUUCGACCGGCAUCAUCGGCAUAUCAGUUCUUUCAAAAGGACGUCACGGAGGAAGCCAAGGCCGAGUUGAUCGCUGCGGAAGGCAAGUUCGAGGUGGGAAAAUUCUCUAGGUUGGUUCGAGAAAGAUGGAAUAAUCUCGAUCCGGAGGAGAAAGCACAUUAUGAAGGACUGGCGCAAGAAGACUCGAUUCGCUUCAGGAGUGAGAGCCAUGCAGCUGAUGUAGCUGCCAUGGAACGAAAGGCAAAGCUCCGAGCGGAGCGAGAACAACUCAUUGUGGAUGAUGAAGGAGGAGAUCAAAGAAAGACUAGAGGACAGCGCAAGAAGAAUGAAAAGAAGAAAAUCCGCAUGGAGAAGAAGAGGCGGAAGAAGCCUCGAACCAAGGAGGAUUCAGAUGGAAGUGAUGAGGAUUCUGGAGAGUCCUACAAAGAUGAGGGGCCGUCCUCGGACAGCGAUGACUCGGAUGAUUCAGAGGCUUCCAAAAAGAGAAAACCAAAGCCCAAGCCUGCACCGCGAAAAAUGAGCCAGAAACAAAUAGAGCACAGAGAGAAACUCAGAGAAGAAAAGCAAGGGAAGGAACGAUACAUCGAACAACGGCAAGAUGAUCUUCGGAAGGAGAAGGCUGACCAAGCCAAGAGACGGCUCAUGUUCCUUCUGAAACAAAGCAGCAUUUUCUCUCACUUUGGGGCCGUCAAGGAGGACCAGGCGAAAUUCGGAAUAAAAGCAAAUACCAAACGAACGGGGACAGAUGGAGAGUCUCGGCGGAGUGCCCUUGGGGACGAUGAAGGCGACCAGCAGGAUGCUGCCGACCUUGAAGACGACGCUCAGACUACCUUCCUGACCACGCAGCCAACUACUCUGGGGUUCGGGAAGAUGCGUACCUACCAAUUGGAGGGUCUGAAUUGGAUGAUUCGGUUGCAAGAAAAUGGUGUAAAUGGCAUUUUGGCGGAUGAGAUGGGUCUGGGCAAGACAUUGCAGUCCAUAUCUGUACUAGUAUAUAUGUUGGAGUACCGCAAGGUCACUGGGCCUCAUCUUAUUGUUGUUCCGAAAAGUACUUUGAGCAACUGGAUGGGGGAACUGGCACGCUGGGCUCCGUCCCUGACCGCCGUCAAGUUUCAUGGGGACAGGGCAUCUCGAGAAGAAAUCAUUCGAAAGUACCUAGAGCCAGGACAAAGGGACGAAGAUAGAACUUGGAAUGUGUGCGUUACUACGUACGAAAUUUGCAACAUUGAAAAAAAUGUCAUGAACAAGUUUGCUUGGCAAUACUUGAUUAUCGAUGAGGCGCACAGAUUAAAGAAUGAAGCAUCAGCAUUUUCCAAGACAGUUCGGCAAUUCGAAACGCGGUACAGAAUACUUCUCACAGGAACUCCGUUACAGAACUCGCUACAUGAGCUUUGGGCUUUGUUAAAUUUUCUUGUCCCAGAUGUCUUUGCAAACGCCGAACAGUUCGAUGAAUGGUUUAACUUGGACAUCGAGGACAACGACGAGAAGAACAGACUCAUCUCACAGUUGCACAAGAUCCUUCGCCCCUUUAUGCUUCGUCGGCUGAAGGCAGACGUUGAGAAGUCCCUGCCGCCGAAGCACGAGACAAUCCUGUUCACAGGGAUGAGUUCGAUGCAAAAGAAGCUAUAUCGAGACAUUCUGAUAAGAGAUAUCGAUGCCAUCCAGGGGAAAAAUGCAGGCAGUCGCACAGCCAUUCUGAACAUUGUCAUGCAGUUGCGCAAGUGUGCAGGACACCCCUAUCUGUUUCCUGGCGUCGAAGACCGAUCAUUGCCACCUCUAGGCGAACAUUUGGUAGAAAAUUGCGGCAAGAUGGUCCUACUCGACAAGUUGCUGAAGCGUCUCCGUGAAAGCGGUCACAGGGUUCUGUUGUUUACGCAAAUGACUCGUAUCCUUGAUCUCAUGGAAGAUUACCUCGUAAUGCGACGAUUUCCCUAUUGUAGAAUUGACGGAAACACCAGCUAUGAUGAUCGUGAAGACUACAUUGAAGCCUACAAUGCCCCCAAUUCCGAGAAGUUCUUGUUCCUUCUGUCCACUAGGGCCGGCGGUUUGGGUAUCAACCUCCAGACUGCGGACGUUGUUAUCCUCUAUGAUAGCGAUUGGAAUCCUCAGGCUGAUCUUCAAGCACAGGACCGUGCUCAUCGCAUUGGUCAAAAACGACCGGUUCAGGUAUUCCGAUUUGUGACAGAACAUACCAUUGAAGAAAAGAUUGUUGAACGAGCCCAACAGAAACUCAAACUUGAUGCUAUGGUAGUCCAGCAGGGGCGCCUGAAAGAUAAAGGCAAAAUGUCACGAGAUGAUCUCUUGGAAGCCGUUCGAUUCGGAGCCGACAAAAUCUUCAAGAGCAAAGACUCCUCUAUUACGGAUGAUGACAUCGACCUGAUCUUGAAUGCCGGUAAGCGAAAGACACAAGAGCUGAACGACAAACUCAAGGCAGCCGAGAAAGGCGAUUUGCUGGACUUCAAACUCGACGGCGGCGGGAACGUGCAGACUUUCGAAGGUGUUGAUUACUCUAGCAACGCCCUGGCUCAGGCAAAGGCCGAAGCUGAGCUGAUCAGCAUCAUCGACAUUGGGAAGAGAGAACGCAAGCCAGUUGCGAAUUACAACGAGAACCUCUUGUACCAGCAGCAGAUAGCUGCCUUGCAGGGAAAGUCUGUCAAAGCUCCCAAGAAAAAGAAGGAAAUCAAAUUGCCAAAACACCUGCGACUCCCUCGCAUGGAGGACUUCCAGAUGUACGACAGAGAGGCGCUGUUGAAGAUCCAAGAAGAGGAGGAGAAAGCCUUUCGUGAGUUACCGGAAGAACAACAAAAGAUGGCAGCUACAAAGAAGAAGGAACAAACGCAACAAGAAGCAGAAGAGAAACCAGCGGAAGAAGGCGAUGUAAAGACGGAACCGGAAGAACCUUUUGAGUUGCCCCCGUUACUUGACGAAGAAAAGCAACAGCUCAAGGCCAAGCUUCUGGCCGAGGGAUUUGCAGAUUGGAAACGGCAAGAGUAUCUGAUGUUUAUCAAGGCUAGCGCGAAGUACGGGAGAACCGCACUCCCGAGUAUUGCCGCCGACGUCGGAAAGUCAGAAGCCGAUGUGGAGCGAUACGCUUCAGCCUUCUGGGGCGACCUUGGCAAAACUCGAUUCUCGGAGCAUGAGUACGACCGCGUUUUCAAGCUCAUCGAGAAAGGCGAGAAGAAGAUCGACGAAAUCAAAUCGUUGGAACGCGGCACAAGGAUACUCGUUUCGUUGUUUUCAAAUCCCUGGGAUGAACUCGAGUUCAAUUACGUCAAUUGCAAGGACAAAAUGUUCACCUCAGAGGAAGAUCGUCACUUGCUUUGUUGGACACACAAGUUUGGCUACGGACAAUGGAACGCAAUAAAGAUGGCCAUUAGGCGGAGCCCAGCAUUUCGAUUUGAUUACUUUAUCCGCAGUCUGAGUGUGGAUUUGCUUGGCAAGCGUUGCGAACAGCUUAUGAAGUUUGCAGAGAAGGAGGUGGAACAGCUCGAGCAGAAGGCAAGAGAACAGGCAGGCCUUCCGUCUGAGCCAACCCAAGAAGGCGACUCACUACAACCGAUUGAGCUUCCUGAGAUCUCAAUCCUGCGAGAACAGAUUCGUUCAAGUAAGAAAGAGAAAUUGGAAACCGAGAGAAAACAGCUCGAAGAAAAGGCGGCAGAGGCGGAAAAGCAGUUGAAGGACGUCCAAGACAAGUUGAAGGCUCUGACUGAGUCAUCGGACUAUGACCUUCCCGGCAGUGCCGUCAAGGAGCCACCGGACCGAGGGCAGGGAGAAAGCUCAGAGAAAGAGAAUGCGGACGCUUACAAUGAAUCAAAGCCUGAUGGAAAUAACGAAGAGAACGGAGCCAUGGGUCCCGAGGGAUUCCUUGAGUUUCCGGAGUACGAUGGCUCGGAAGAACCCAAGGAAAGCAAGAAGGCCUUCACACAUUUUUGUAUGCACACUCGGAAGGAAGUCAAAGCGACGCUUGAUCCUAGUGAACGAAAGAACAAGGAAGUUGUCCAUGGAAUUCUGAGGGAACGCUGGGUGCAACUUGCAGACGACGACAAGACAGUGUGGCGACAGUGGGCCUCCUGGGACAAAAAACGCUACGAGCGCGACCUGGCUAUUUAUGAGGAGAAAAACUCCAAUGGUGGCAACUCUACCAAGUCCCAAACCAACGGCGAUAAGGAGGAUUCCAUCCAUGUCCCCAAGAAGCGAAAGCCGUCGGCUGAAUCAGAUGUUGGCUCACCAUCCUUCAACUCAAUCCCCAAAAAACGCCGCAGUGCAUAG